CCGUCACGCGCCGGUGACGCGCAGGGGGCGGGGCCUGCGCGUGUCACGUGCCCCGGGGCGGUCACGUGGUGCGGCGGCCGCCAUGCUGUCCCGGCUGCUGAAGGAGCACCAGGCCCGCCAGAGCGAGCGGCGCGAGCUGCAGGAGCGGCGCCGCAGGGACGCCAUCGCCGCCGCCACCCGCCUGACCGAGGCCCUGGUGGAUCACCUGAACGUGGGGGUGGCGCAGGCCUACGUGAACCAGCGCAAGCUGGAGCAGGAGGUGAAGACGCUGCAGGCGCAGGCGGCGCAGUUCGCCCGCCAGAGCGGCCACUGGAUCGCCAUGGUGGAGAGCUUCAACCAGGCCCUCAAGGAGAUCGGCGACGUGGAGAACUGGGCCAGGAGCAUCGAGCUGGACAUGAGGACCAUCGCCACCGCCCUCGAGUACGUCCACAGGGGGCAGCUGCAGCCCCCCUGCUCCUGAGGGACCCCCCAAACCCCGCCGGACCCCCCGGAGCCCCCGGAACCCCCAAAAUAACGGCGGACGGGGGUCUCACCGCGGCGUCCUCGGCUCCCCUGGUGCUGGCAGCGGUGCAAUAAAUCGGGGGGGGGGGGGCCCGGGGGGGUGAGGGGGGUCAGGCCGGGCCGGGGGGACCCUGGCACAGCCCCCCCAAAUCCCCCCUAAGCCCCCUGAUCCUCCUUAGCGCUCA
Molecule: messenger RNA, 686 nt
Organism: Taeniopygia guttata (zebra finch)
Lineage: Eukaryota; Metazoa; Chordata; Aves; Passeriformes; Estrildidae
Gene: BLOC1S1
Product: biogenesis of lysosomal organelles complex 1 subunit 1
Biological process (GO): endosomal transport
Cellular component (GO): BLOC-1 complex
Source: RefSeq, a predicted model, not a curated record